AUGAUUGAUGACCCGGGAGUUCUGGAUGUUUUUGCAGCAAUGCCCUCAUUGAAAGACUUGUGCUACCUCGACGACAGGCCGGUCACAGAUAAAGAGCGAGCUUGUGUAAAUGCCUGGUCCAAAGGAGGCGUUGAGGCCGAAAGAAAAGAAAGGCUGCGCUGGAAAGAAAUGGAACAAGAAAAGAUCCGUAGAAGCGUGGAAGCUGUAUUAGCCCUCAGGAAAGGAAGGACGAAUAUGGACAUUUUGGCUGGAUUAGAAAAUGCUAAGUGCCGUAAAUGUGAAGAGGUGAGAAACUCCGAUCAAAAUGGAGAUUCCAGAUUGCUACAUCAAAAUAGCCAACAAAAGAUUGAUAGCCAAGAAUUAGACAAGGAAGAAAUUAUUAUUCCUGAAUUAGAAGACACAUCUCCGAUCCCCGUUGACAAGAGUGAGAAUUUCGUGUCCCAUGAAAUAAAAAAUAUCCUUUGUACUCUUGAACAAGUUUCGGGAUCUUCUGGAGACAGUGCUGUAAUUGCAGAUAUUAAAGUCCCGUCGGAUGGAAAUGAUUCGAUUUUACAACAGAAUGUUAAAAGUGAAGAGAAAGAAUCUUUUAUUACAACUUCAAGCGAUCCUUACAGAACACCGAUUGGUGAAUCUAUGCUGCAGGAAAACACCAUAAAGCAGAAUAACCAACAACAGAUUGACUACAAAGAAUCUGCUGGAAAUGAAAUUCUUAUUCCCGCAUUAGAAAAAAUAUCGCCCAUCCCGUCUGGCGAAAAUGAGAAUUGCAUACCUCAUGAAAUAAAAAAUAUACUUUGUGCUCUUGAGCCAGUUUCAGAACCAUCCAGGGACAGUGAUCCAGUUACAGAAAUUAGAAUUUCACAGGAAGAGAAUGAAACGAUUUUGCAGCAGACUAGUAAAAUAAGAGAGGCAGAAUCUUCUAUUUUAUUUUCAAAUGAUCGACACACAAUUCUGGAGGACGAAUCUGUAAAGCAUAAAAAUACUAUAAAACACGAAGUGAUCAGUUCGAACCAGUUCAUUUCUGGAAAUCAUACAAAUGGCAAAUCGGUGGCUAUUAGGGUUCAUAUUUAUACAGCAAACGAGGAAGGGCAGAAUAAUACUGAGAGCUUUAAUUCUGAACUGUUGAUGCAAAAAGAACAAUGCAACAAAAUGGAUGCAUCAUCACAAACUGAAAUACCUUUUACUUCCAUACUUUUAAAGUCCGGACAAUUUCCCAUAAGUAUAAACAUCAAUCAGUCUGAGAAUUUAAACAAUAAUGUAAAGUUCUCCAUCGAUAGAAAUACUUUACUGAAUCUUCAGAAAGCCAGCUCAUCUGAAACAGACACUACAGAAUAUUGUCAUGUCACAACUCAAACAAACGAUUUCUAUUUAGAUAGAGAGAAUGAAUUUACUGAAAAUGAAACCUUCGUUGUUUCUAUGAAAAACAGUUCAGUCACUGAUAAAAUUCAAGAUGUUGAAUCAAAAAGUGAAAAUAUUUUAAAUACAAGGAAAAACCGUUUGAAUCUGGAAAAUGAUGUCGACAGCUUCAUUUCCUCAAAAAUUGGAAGCAAUCAAUUAAAUCUACUUGAGAACAAAGCAGCAGAAAUUCUGGACCUAAAUUUAACUUCCAUUACAGAUAAAAACAUAGAAGAAGAAACAAAACUAAGUUUGGACAAAUCUAAUGUUGAAAUCAGUCCUCAAAAUGAAAUGGGAACCAAUCAAAAUACUUUGUAUAAAUCAGCUGAGAAAUUAAUUGAUUCUAAUACUUUGGCAGAAAGAAACAUUCCACAAGAUGUCGAUAAAUGGCAUUUACAAGGUGAAGUAAAAACUUUAAAUGCAGACCGUAAGAAUGCUUCUACCAUUUCUACGAAAGAGAUAAACUUUGUCCAAUCAGAAUCUAUCAUUUUAAAGAGAAGAGGACACAAUGAAAUCAGUUCUUCUGCGGCAAUAAAUGCAAAUGACUUUUUUAGCGCAAUGUCGAAAAUUGUUUCGACUGAGAGAAAUAUAAUUCCACCGAAGAGCGAAAAGAAGGCUGAAAUUAAGGCUACAGUUGAUCUCAUAACCAGUCUCAACAACAGGGACGAUGUAAUCGUGCCUUCACCAAAGAGCAAUCCUGUUCUUCCAAGUAUAAAAACAGAACGCUCUUCCUUGUCAUCCAUGCUUGAAGCAGAUUCAAAAGGAAACAGGUAUGAGGUCAAACCUCGGGAUUACAAAUAUGAAAAUAUAAGAAGUGAAGGCGGUAGGCAAGAUGAAGAUCGAAAUACCGAACUUAAACUCGGACAAGAGAAAAAUGACAAAAAAAUUACAAAAAAUUCCACGGAUGAAGGUUCUAUGGAAAAAGCAGAUUUAUUUUCUCUAGAAAAAUCAACCAUAAAACCCUCAAAGCCGAAAAUGGCCACAGAACUGGCAAAGAAUUCUUGGAAUGAUGAAUGCUUUGAAAUUGAAGACAACACAGAAAUUUUUUCAGAAAAGAUUACGCCGGACUUCAGUAUCAGCGGCAAGAAAAAUUAUUUCAAUAAUAUUUCAUCUGAAAAUGGAGAUACAGUUGAUGGGAAUCUAAACAUUUCCCCUCAAGCAAGUGCUCUAUUAAAAAAAUGGAAUUUAUCUUUAAGAAAUUUAUGCAAACCAGGUUAUCCUGUUAGCGGUCCACCGAAUUCAGAUUUUAUAGAAAAGCGAUAUGAAAAUGGCACAUUUAUGAACAAAAAUCAAACAUCAUCAAAAGAUGAAAUUAAAAAUGAACAGAGAUCACCAAUCAUUUCAAAUUUUGAACUGCCGCUUCUUUCUAAGGAAAGAAAUUUUGAUGAUGACAUUUCAAGUGAUGAAUCUGAGAUAUCGAGCAGCUCUUCAUCUGAUGACAGCAGUCGUUCAAUCUCGGAGGAUGAAAGCAAUGCACUUCUACGCCAUCCAAGAGAACAAAGAAACUUUUUGACACUCAAAAGCAGACUUGAAGUUCAAAAAUCUCUCACAUUGUUGGAAGAUAAAUUGUCAUUAAUGUCACCAACUCAUGAAUGUUCUGGUGAAAGCAAAAUUGCAAACCUGCUUACAACUGAAAAUCGUACUCCGGUUGGUUAUCGUUGCAACGAAACUGGUUCAGAGGAAUUAAGUAUUUAUUUAGAAAACGAAGCAAGUCAUCAAAAAAAUAUAAAUGUUCAACCAAUAGAAGAAGAUGAGACAGCAACGAUGGUAAAGGAAGUGGCAAAUGUCCUUAGAGAAAAUACAAUUGAUUUAGAAAACAAUACUAUUCUGGAAUCAGAUAGCUACUUAACACCGCCUUUUAACAGUAAUAACAAUGCAAGAAUAUCAUCUUCAGUCUCGGAAAAUUUAUUAAUUGAAGAUGCAGAUAGUUUAGAACAAGAAAUGAAUGCAACAUCGUCGCAAGAAAUGAGAAAAGAAGAAUGUGAUUUUCUUUCUGAGGAGAAUCAACGCGAACUGGAAGAUUUGAUUCUUGAAACUUGUGCUACGUCAAACUUAGAACAAACUGAAAGUUACAAUACGAUCAGUUGGAAUCCCAGUGAUUUUGACUGGAAGACUUGGUUGGAUACAGAAAACAUGAAUGAAAAUAGGAUUAGAAGGAAUCUAACAGAUGAAGAAAAAGAAUACAAAUCUUCUCCAGACAGAAUAGAAACAACUAUUUCGACAACAAGCGAUUUCAUUUCUAAUGCCAGCUGUGAGAAUCUAGGGCUCAAAGACUUUUAUGUAGAGAAAGAAAUGCCUAUAAAUGAUACAGAACUCGAAGGGUAUGGUGAUUCUAAAAACUCUUUUGAAUUCUCAGAGUUCGAUUUUUCAGCCUUACCAGAUACGAACAGUUAUCUCGAAGACAUAGCAAAGAAUGAUUCUGAUACAAAUUCACCAUCUAUAUCUGAUGUUGCACGAGGUAUAGAUUCUAAAAGAACGGUCAUCCCCUUCGAAAUGAGUGCAAUGAAAAGAAGUACUGAUGAUGUUUGUUCAUAUGCACUAAACGAUAAAGAAGAGUCUAAAGAAAUCCAUUCCAAAAUUAUGGUGAUUAUGAAGCAAACAGAAAUUACAAAGAACGUAAAGAAGAAUUAA
Messenger RNA from Argiope bruennichi, 4023 nucleotides. Its product is annotated as dynein axonemal assembly factor 1 homolog. NCBI's taxonomy places the organism in Eukaryota, Metazoa, Arthropoda, Arachnida, Araneae, Araneidae. The coding region runs from base 1 to 4023 and encodes 1340 amino acids. The record is from RefSeq and is a predicted model, not a curated record. The transcript has 5 exons.